Molecule: messenger RNA, 678 nt
Organism: Seminavis robusta
Lineage: Eukaryota; Bacillariophyta; Bacillariophyceae; Naviculales; Naviculaceae
Source: the annotation of a GenBank genome assembly
AUGAACCCGUCGACGAACGAGAGCAUUGAAUCCACCGCUGCCCAACUACCGGAAGCCGUGGACAGCAUUGUCAUGGACGAAUCCAUGAAGCGUUGUCGCGCCAGCAAUGAAUCGUGUGAUGGCAGCGACACGCCACAGAAACGACACAUUAAGGAUGGAAGCGCAACUCCUCCCAUGACAUUGAUUGGCUUGGUGCAGGCACGAAGGUCUCCUCCAGGCAAUGAUCUUUCGGCGGCCACCACCUCGCUGUCACUGGAUUCUGCCACGUUUCGAAGGUUUUCACGCCGAAGCUCGCAUGUCAGCGACAUGACGGUGGCCAAAUCGAGAGCUUCCAAGCUGUUGAACUUGGCGUAUCAACAAGAGGGAGCCACUUCGGAAGAGGCACAAGCGUUGGGAUACGGCGCUUCGGAAGAGCCUCGGCCCACCAAGAGACGUCGUUACCAACGCCGCAACUCCUUUGUCGUCGCCGAAACGUCACGGUCGUCAGGACAGCAGUCGGGCUUUUCCUGGAGAGCCAUGGACUUUUUGUAUGGACGAUCUCAACCCGUUGCAGUAGCACAGCCAUCAGCAGCCUCAAUGGCAUCGGAUGAGGCUCUGCGAGAAUUGGGAAUGUCGCCGUCUCUCUUGCCCAGAGGGAGUCCUCCGACGGUUGCUUCUGUGGAUCAAGUAGCGUCAUGA